This is a messenger RNA of Pseudophryne corroboree (corroboree frog), 2732 nucleotides long. Its product is annotated as G-protein coupled receptor 83-like. Gene Ontology annotation, cellular component: plasma membrane. Gene Ontology annotation, biological process: neuropeptide signaling pathway. Bases 629 to 1891 code for a protein of 420 amino acids. Gene Ontology annotation, molecular function: neuropeptide Y receptor activity. The record is from RefSeq and is a predicted model, not a curated record. NCBI's taxonomy places the organism in Eukaryota, Metazoa, Chordata, Amphibia, Anura, Myobatrachidae. The transcript has 4 exons.
CACGCAGACACACACAAACUAAAUUCUUGACUCUAUUCGUAAAACUGUUGUGUGGAAAAAUCUGCAAUCAGAUCUGACAGAAAAACACUGCUCAGAAAUGGACAAAGUAUUAUGUUAUAAACAGCUAUUACAUGCAGAAGUGUCUAUUGGUUGACGAAUGGCAGAAAGGGACGUCACUGCUCUGCUUACUAUAUAUAAUACACUAUGAAAGCCAAAUCUGCCUCUGAAAUGACACUGGUGCCUACAGUCGGAGAAGGGGAUACUAUGACCUCCAUUCUGUCCGUAGGAUGCUAUUCUACAGGUGUAUGCUGAUGAUGCUGAUCAAUUCCUAACCAGUUACUGGAGAGACGUUGUGACUUCCUGCAAUGAGCAGCUACUGUGGGGAAUCUGCAUUACCGCUGUAGAUCACCCUGCUGUACUGUAGAUCCGCUUGUAUUUAGGAGCAACGAACUUGUGCCUAGAGAGCAUAUUGUGGAUGUACAGUAAUAUCCGGGCUGGAAGGUGACCAGCACAACACAACACAAUGCAUACACGGCGGCCAAAGGACACUUGACAACGAUUUUUCUGAACAACCUGUGGAACAUCUCAACUUUAGACAAGUUCAGUGGUUUAUCCCCAGUCAAUUAGCAUGACUAGACACAUGUGGUUUGCCUUGCCAUAUGCCUCCAAACCCUUUAGGAGAACUGAUGUGGGUAACUCAUCCGACAUAUUCUCUGCCUUCUAUGGCUUACCUAACAUCUCAUCACUUUUCAAUGGGGACCUAAACAUCGACGACAUUGGAGACUUUGAGAAUAACACAAAGUAUGAGGCAGAGUCGCAGAGCUCCACAGUGAAAGCUCUGCUGAUAGUAGCCUAUUCUGUCAUCAUUGUGAUCUCUCUGUUUGGGAACAUCCUGGUUUGUCACGUCGUCAUAAAGAACAAGAGAAUUCAGUCAGCCACCAGUUUAUUCAUUGUCAACCUGGCAGUGGCAGAUAUAAUGAUCACCCUCCUCAACACCCCCUUCACACUGGUUCGUUUUGUGAGCAGUACUUGGGUUUUCGGUAAACUCAUGUGUCAUGUGAGCCGUUUUGUCCAGUAUUGCUCUGUCCAUGUGUCUGUGCUUACCCUCACAGCUAUCGCUCUGGACAGACAUCAGGUUAUAAUGCACCCACUGAAACCCAGGAUGUCAACAGUAAAAGGAAUAAUCUGUAUUAUUGUCAUUUGGUUCAUGGCAAGUGGAUUCUCAUUACCACAUGCUGUCUACCAGAAGCUAGAACAGUUUUAUAUUGGGAACACUGUGCGGAUGGUCUGUCUUCCAAGUUUCCCGUAUCCUGCAGACCUUUUCUGGAAGUAUAUGGAUUUGGCCACAUUUGUACUUCUUUAUGUACUUCCUCUGAUUGUCAUUUCAAUUACAUAUACCAUGGUCGCAAAGAAACUCUGGCUUCGGAAUGCCAUAGGUGACAUUACCAUGGAGCAAUAUUAUGCUCACAGACGAAAGAAAAAGAUGACCCUCAAGAUGCUGAUGCUGGUAGUUGUGGUCUUUGCUGUCUGUUGGUUCCCACUGAACUGUUAUCUUGUCCUGAUGUCCAGCAAAGUCAUCAGCAGCAAUAAUGCCUUAUACUUUGCUUUUCACUGGUUUGCCAUGAGCAGCACCUGCUACAAUCCAUUUAUAUACUGCUGGCUGAAUGAGAGCUUCCGCUCAGAGCUUAAAGCACUGCUAUGUGUGUGCAGGAGGAGGAGCCCAGCUCAGAACCAUGCUCUUCAGUCCAUCUCACCACCCUCCAGGCAUGCCUGGACUGAAAACUGUCCUUUUAAACAAGGUAACAGCUCCCAGACUGCUGCCUCUGCCACAAACAUUAACUCUGGGAGGACUGAUAUCUCAAGUGUGGAGCCCAUUGUGACAGUCAGCUGAAAACAUUUUUGAUGUGAUGAGAUAGCAAAGCAAUUUUGUCAUUUUCUGUCAUCAAAGGGACCAGAAGAAGUAGGAUUACAUUGAUUCCCUUUUCUUCUGGUUUCAAAAAGUAGUUUUUCAAGUGUUUAUUAUAAGAGACUCUUCUGAAGCACCUACAAUAUAAAUAUGUUAUUGCUGUCUAAACUAUUUUUAAAGGACUAUUUAAAUUGGUGUUUCCAUACAAGUAAUGUUCUAAACAAUGAGUAAAAUUUACUAUGUAUGUGACAAGUAAGAGAAUAUCAAAUAGAGAUGAGCGCCGGAAAUUUUUCGGGUUUUGUGUUUUGGUUUUGGGUUCGGUUCCGCGGCCGUGUUUUGGGUGCGAACGCGUUUUGGCAAAACCUCACCGAAUUUUUUUUGUCGGAUUCGGGUGUGUUUUGGAUUCGGGUGUUUUUUUAAAAAAACACUAAAAAACAGCUUAAAUCAUAGAAUUUGGGGGUCAUUUUGAUCCCAAAGUAUUAUUAACCUCAAAAACCAUAAUUUACACUCAUUUUCAGUCUAUUCUGAAUACCUCACACCUCACAAUAUUAUUUUUAGUCCUAAAAUUUGCACCUAGGUCGCUGGAUGACUAAGCUGGGCGACCCUAGUGGCCGACACAAACACCGGGCCCAUCUAGGAGUGGCACUGCAGUGUCACGCAGGAUGGCCCUUCCAAAAAACCCUCCCCAAACAGCACAUGAUGCAAAGAAAAAAAGAGACGCAAUGAGGUAGCUGUGUGAGUAAGAUAAGCGACCCUAGUGGCCGACACAAACACCUGGCCCAUCUAGGAGUGGCACUGCAGUGUCACGCAGGAUGGCCCUUCCAAA